AAUUCUACAAUUCACUAUCUGUAUAUUUGGAAUAUUUUAUUUUAUGAUACCGGUUUUCAAUCUCAUCGAUUAUAUUGAUUGUCUUAGUGUAAUGUGUAUCAAAUAAAUAAAAAUUAAUACUCACCAAAAAUUAAAUAUUAAAAUUUAUUAUUGAAUGCUUAGAUUCAAACGAGUAAUUUUAAAAUUAAAGUAGCAGAUUUGGUCGAAUUAUUGUUAACAACUUAUGUACGUCAAGUAAAACAUGUCGAAAGUACUUGAAAAGAAAACUCCAUUUCAAAAUUCUAUUUGGGAUAUAUUAAAAAAAGCGACUACAAAAAACUCAGAAUGGCCUGACAAAGAUGAAUUUCUAGAUGUAAUAUAUUGGGCAAGGCAAAUUAUUGGACUCAUUGCUGGUCUAUUAUGGGGCCUAUUACCACUUAAAGGGCUAUUUGGAUUAGGAUUAUUUUUAGUGCUCAAUGCUGUUAUAUUAUAUGCAUAUUUUACCAAUUUCCAACAAAUUGAUGAAGAAGAAUUUGGCGGAGCUUGGGAGUUAACAAAAGAAGGAUUUGUUACUUCAUUAGCCGGAUUUUUGGUAAUGUGGAUAAUUGUGUAUUCAGGAAUGCAUUUUGAUUAGAUACAAAAACAAAUUUUCAUAGUAAAAAGUUGUGUAAUUUUUUUAUUACAAUGAAUUAAAUUAUAACUUUUUGUACAAAAUGUGUUUUCUACCUACAAAUUUAUGAAUUAUAAUAAAAACAUGAAGACUAUG
Molecule: messenger RNA, 745 nt
Organism: Melanaphis sacchari
Lineage: Eukaryota; Metazoa; Arthropoda; Insecta; Hemiptera; Aphididae
Exons: 4
Coding region: 242-613 (123 amino acids)
Biological process (GO): mitochondrial respirasome assembly
Source: RefSeq, a predicted model, not a curated record